This is a messenger RNA of Mizuhopecten yessoensis (Yesso scallop), 1839 nucleotides long. Its product is annotated as TBC1 domain family member 5 homolog A-like. Lineage: Eukaryota; Metazoa; Mollusca; Bivalvia; Pectinida; Pectinidae. The transcript is spliced from 3 exons. Bases 147 to 1583 code for a protein of 478 amino acids. The record is from RefSeq and is a predicted model, not a curated record.
UCGGCAACUGGUGUAACUCUAUGCAGCGCGAUUUUUCCGGAGCAACAAACUUUCGUAAAAACUCUAAUAUCUCAACGAAGUAGAAGGUCAAAGUGAGGAGAAAAGAUCGCAGAGACAACAUAAACGGCUUAUUAACAAGAUAAACAAUGGAACAGAAUUUUCGUCACAAAAUCAGUCGGUCUUACAAUGGAGAGCGGCGGGGUUAUGAUAGUACCGAUACGUCAUUCUACGAGGACGGGACAACAUACGAGGGAACCGACAGCCGCACCCUCAGAACAGCGCUCUACUCAAGCAGCACCCCAUCAAAGGCAACCACAAACGACGGGUUCGGCACACGAAUCUCCAUCACGAACGGACUACACUACGGAAAUGUAUUCAAUGAUAGUAAUGGAACAGCCGACGGGAGAAAGAACAACAAACAAAACAGCUACAACGACAGCAACCGUACAACAAAUGUAACAAACAACGGAAUGGAUAAUUUCAAUCAAAUAUCUAAAGUGGCAAACUACGGAUACAACCAUGUUCCGUCCAAAAAUGUCGGCGCUGUGGAUACGACGCACCAGCGCUGCUACGGCGACACUGAGAGCGAAUGCAACGCUGGAAAUGACAUAUUUGCAUAUUAUGACUAUAACAAAACCCUUACUAACAAUACAAACUACUACGGUAAUCAAAAUGGUACCAUAUAUGACGUCAAUUGUGCCAAUGGGCAAUACAAUGUUCCGCGGACGCCUGCAUACGAGCGCGCCAACCAAACGCCAUCAGCUAACGAUGCAAGUCAAGUCGGCACAGCCAACCAACUGUACCACGGCAGCACAGCAUGGGCACAUAGCACAUAUGUCCACAACAACGAAACAGGAAAACAUGGACACAGGAGUUCCUUUUGUAACAAUACUUCGCCCGAAAUCGCCACAGCGUUUAGACAGGACCCUGAACAGACCACCAAUGACCACGAGGUGUAUGGCCAAACAUGGACAGUAGUAACCAUGUCCGACCGAAAAAUAAGGUCACUAACACAGGCAGACGACACUGUCAAACAGGAAGAUGGCAUCAAUCCAAAGUUAAAUGCUGCGAUCUCGCGGAAACGCAAGUUGUUAAACGAAACGCCAGAUACCACACCAAAAGCUGAAAUCAACAAUAAUGACGUCGCCCCAACUAAAAUUGACAAACGUUCACUCUACAGGAAAUUCCGCGUGGUAAAGAAGUCCAAAAUAUCAACAACAUGCAAUGAAAGUUCAAAGUUCAAACCAUUGCUAUGGCGAGUCAAACUCGGCGACAAAACCAUUGUGGAAGUAAAUGACAAAGACGGUCUACCAAAUGAUGUAAAAACGGCAAAACAUUCCCAUACGGUGACUCCGCGCAAAGAAAACGAGGCUGAUGCCACUAUUAGAAACAUUGAAUUCAUUACUUUGGACAACAUGAAGGUCGUUCGCCGGAAGCUUGAGGUUGUCCUGGCAGUACAGCAGGAACAUGAUCACCAGGAAAGGCUCAGGCUCGAUGCAGAGGUCAAGGCUAAGGUCAAGGCUAAUAUGAAACCAAGGUCAAGAAAGGAGAAGAAACGCAAGGAACAUAAACAUCGGGGAUAGAUUGGACUGAAUUUUUUUUGACUCUUAACGCAAAUCUGAAGUGAAUGCAAAUGAAUUGUAAACUUUUUUUACCCGACAGUCCUUAUUUGUUUUAUCAACAGUAAAUAAUAUGGCGUUACUAUUAUAAAAAAAAACGAUUUAUAAAUCCGUGCAUCUACCCAGGGAUGUGUACACAUCCCUGAUCUACCUCAGCCAAUUAUCUUUACAUGUUAAUUAUGAUGAAUGUUAUUAUUAGUAAAUAAAUAUCGCACACAAU